Messenger RNA from Oryza sativa Japonica Group (Japanese rice), 2146 nucleotides. Its product is annotated as cytochrome P450 89A9. The record is from RefSeq and is a predicted model, not a curated record. Gene Ontology annotation, cellular component: membrane. Gene Ontology annotation, molecular function: iron ion binding; oxidoreductase activity, acting on paired donors, with incorporation or reduction of molecular oxygen, NAD(P)H as one donor, and incorporation of one atom of oxygen; heme binding. NCBI's taxonomy places the organism in Eukaryota, Viridiplantae, Streptophyta, Magnoliopsida, Poales, Poaceae.
GAUUAUGGCGCUUCUCCUGCUCCUCGUAUCAUCAUCUUGCCUCGUCGUGGCAGCCAGUAUCGCCGUGCUGUGCUACGUCAACAAUGACGCCGACGAGCGGCUUCCACCUGGGCCGCGAGUGAGGCUGCCGCUCAUUGGCAACCUCUUCCUCCACGCUCCGACCAUGGCGUUCCUCCCGUCGGCGCUCCGCCGGCUACGGCGCUCGCAUGGCCCGGUCGUCACGCUCUGGGCCGGCAACCGCCCGGCCGUCUUCGUCAUUGGCCGUGAUUUCGCGCACCGCACCCUGGUCCUCGCGGGCGCCGCCCUCGCGCACCGCCCGCCGUCGCCAUUCGCCUCCUCCCGCGCGCUGAGCUUCAACCGGCACGGCGUGAACGCCGCGGAGUACGGCGAUCGCUGGCGCCGCCUCCGCAGCAACAUCUGCUCAUGCCUUGCUGCCACCGAGGCGCUGCGGCGUCGGUCGGUGGACAGGCUUGUAGCGACACUGGAGUUGGAGGCGCGCGCCGGAGCCGGCGCCACCGGCGUUGUCGCGCCGACCGAUGCGUUCCGGCACGGGGUCUUCUCCUUCUUCGCCGUGCUCUGCUUCGGCGAGUGGGUGCGCGACGGCGAGCACGACGCUGUGCUCCGUGAUCUCCGACGUGCCCACGCCGACAUACUCGCUCUCACCGUCGAGCUCGGCGCGUUCCACCUCGUGCCCGCGGUGCUGAUGGUGCCGUACUUGCACCGGUGGUGGAAGCUCUCCGGCCUCCAGAGGAGUCACCGUGACAUUGUCGCGGCUCUCAUCUCCGUUCGCCGGCUCCGGCGGGAGAAAGCCGACGGAGAUGUUGCUGACUCAGCUACCUUUUGCUACGUGGACACGCUCCUGGAGCUCGAGCUCGGCGAGGACGAGAUGGUGAGCCUGUGCUGGGAGUUCAUGAACGCCGCCGCGAAGACGACGUCGACGGCGCUGGAGUGGACCAUGGCGCGCCUGGUGCACCACAGCGACAUCCAGCGGAAGCUCCGCCACGACAUCGCCAAGACCACCAACAGCGGCGGCGUGGGCGUCUCGCCAUCGCCGUACUUGAAGGCGGUGGUGCAGGAAUCCCUUCGCCUCCACCCGCCGGCGCACUACCUGCUGGCGCACACGGUGGACCGCGACGUCCCGCUCGGCGCCGGUGGCUACGUGAUCCCCAAGGGAGCCAUUGUCAACUACGCGGUAGCGGAGAUCGGCCGUGACGCAACGGCGUGGACGGACCCGGACGAGUUCGUGCCGGAGCGGUUCAUGGAAGGCGGGGAGGGCGCCAUGGUGGACGCCGUCUCCUGCGGUGGCGCGGAGAUCAGGAUGAUGCCGUUCGGGGCAGGCCGGAGGGCGUGCCCCGGCGCAAGCUUCGCCGUCUCUGUCCUGCACUUGUUCGUCGGCAGGUUGGUCGAACAGUUCGAGUGGUGGCCGGUGGCCGAGGACGAGAAGGCCGCCGCCGUCGACUUUUCAGAGAAGACCGGGCUCGUCACUGUUAUGAAGACACCGCUGCGGGCUCUCCUUGUCCCGAUUACUUCGUCUUAGGUAGCACCUGCACUGCAUGCCGCAGGCUUACUAGCGGACACUGAUUUUAAAACUCUUUACAGAUAUUUGCCUGUCAAUCAAAAAAUUAUAAAUAAAUUUAGAAAAAUUAAGAAAAUAUAUUAAUAUAUGAUAUAUCAUUCCCACAAAUAUACUAGUUAAAAUUUAACUUUUACAAGUUGCAACGGAAAACCAAAAUAAACUACAGCUAAUUAACGUAUAUUAAUAGGCAAUGUUGCGAGAUUUAGAAGUUUAACUUGAUUUUACAUGUUGGUAAAAAAAAUAGGAGAAAAAAAAUAUGACAGAAAAGAAAAAUAGGAGAGAAAAAAAACCCCGAGAGAAGCAAAAAUUACUUUCGAGGGUUUAGUUAUGGAAGCCCUACCCAACGGAAUGUUCCGCGUUCGCCUAGAGAAUGACACCAUCAUCCUGGGCUAUAUUUCAGGAAAGAUCCGGUCUAGUUCUAUACGAAUACUGAUGGGGGAUCUGGGACGGAAGGAUUCGAACCUCCGAGUAACGGGACCAAAACCCGCUGCCUUACCACUUGGCCACGCCCCAUUUCGGGUUUUAUGCGACACUAUGCCAUACGCCCCGCGGGGAUUGUAGUUCAAUUGG